ACGCACACGCACACACAUCUGCCUUCUUCCAGCUCCAGUUCACCUCCGAGCUCAGCAGCAGCCCACCGAGAGUGAGAUGGCGAGCGUGAAGGUUUUCGGGUCACCGACCUCGGCGGAGGUGGCCCGCGUGCUCAUGUGCCUGUUCGAGAAGGACGUGGAAUUCCAGCUGAUCCGCGUGGACGCCUACCGCGGGCCCAAGCGCAUGCCCCAGUACCUGAAGCUCCAGCCCCAUGGCGAGGCGCUCACCUUCGAGGACGAGAACACCACCCUCUCCGAGUCCCGUGGGAUCCUGCGCCACAUCUCGCACAAGUACGCGAAGCAGGGGAACCCGGACCUGAUCGGCACGGGUGCGCUGGAGCGCGCGUCCAUCGAGCAGUGGCUGCAGACGGAGGCGCAGAGCUUCGACGCGCCCAGCGCCGAGAUGGUCUACAGCCUCGCCCUCCUGCCGCCCAACCUGCCCAAGCAGCAGAACGACAACGGCAGCGGCUUCAACAACGGCAGCGGCAGCGGCUUCAACAACAGCGGCAGGGAGAGGGACGUGGGGAACGCGUCCGCCGGCAGCAAGCAGCGCUCCCCGGCCGGGUGGCCGGCGGCGAACCAGAACCAGAACCAGCAGCAGGCGAAGCAUCAGAAGGAGGAGGAGAUGGUGAGGCUGUUCGAGCAGCGGAAGAAGGACCUGGAGAAGCUGCUGGACAUCUACGAGCAGCGGCUGGAGGAGGCCAAGUACCUCGCCGGCGACAACUUCACCAUCGCCGACCUGUCGCACCUGCCCAACGCCGACCGCCUCGCCUCCGACCCGCGCUCCCGCCGCCUCUUCGAGACCCGCAAGAACGUCAGCAGGUGGUGGAACGACGUCUCCAGCCGCGACACCUGGCAGUACGUCAAGAGCCUGCAGCGCCCGCCGCCCACCGACGCCAACGCCAAUUCCAAGAACGGCCAGCACCAGCAGCAGCAGGGGCAGCACACGCAGUCCACCGACGAGCACAACAGGAAGAACUACCAGCAGCAGCAGCAGCAGGUCCAGCACGAGCGCUACUAGCCGUGCCGUCGUCCGGCAACAACAACAACUACCUGCCGCGAAUGCGACGUCCAUUGAUAUGUUUUCUGCCGUUAAUCGUGUCAUCGUUUUCGUAUGUGCCGUCGUCAUGGCGUCUUUAUUCGAGUUCGUUGCAGUCUGCUGUUUUGAACUUUGGUGGGUGCAGGGUCCUACGAGUCCAUCCAUUCCGCUUUUCUGCUGAAUUGCCUCAGCAUUGUGUUUUGUUCUUCAUGUAAUAAAAUGUAGCCCACACCCCUUUUGAAUGAAAUUGAAGUUUCAGUGUCGCGUGAAA
Setaria italica (foxtail millet) is the source of this 1328-nucleotide messenger RNA. RefSeq names its product glutathione S-transferase F11. Gene Ontology annotation, cellular component: cytoplasm. The record is from RefSeq and is a predicted model, not a curated record. NCBI's taxonomy places the organism in Eukaryota, Viridiplantae, Streptophyta, Magnoliopsida, Poales, Poaceae. Bases 77 to 1039 code for a protein of 320 amino acids. Gene Ontology annotation, molecular function: glutathione binding; glutathione transferase activity. The transcript is spliced from 2 exons.